Molecule: messenger RNA, 2782 nt
Organism: Musca domestica (house fly)
Lineage: Eukaryota; Metazoa; Arthropoda; Insecta; Diptera; Muscidae
Exons: 2
Coding region: 1483-2568 (361 amino acids)
Source: RefSeq, a predicted model, not a curated record
GUAUCAACUACUAAUUCCCCUCAACGAUAGUGUCUCCCGUUAUUCCCUUAAUGAGAAUCGUUCCACAUUUUAUUAUUCCAAAGAAUUGUUUACCAAAAUAUUAAUAUGCAAAUCCAGCAUUUUUAUAAAAUAAAUUUCCAAAGAAUAAAUAUUCAUUAAUACUUUAUUUGUAAGAAUUGUUUAUUAAAAUAUUGAUAUGCAAUUCAACAUUUUAUUCCAGACAAAUUUCCAAAGAAUUGUUUACUUAAAUAUUAAUAUUAGCCUAAAACUGUAUUUUCUUUUCUGCUGCAUUUCCGACAACGAAAAUGCAGCAAUAAACAGAAUUUUAGUAUAUAAGCCAGUGAAAAAUAAAGAAAGCAAGUUAUAAUUUCAAACCACACCAAACGUCUUUUUUUUAGUCAAAGUUUUUUCCGCAAAUAAAAGUGGCGCAGUCGGUAGGAUACCGCAAAGUCCUAUCCAACGUAUAAAAAUAAUAAAACAGAUUUUAUUGUGCGCGAUAGAACUAGGAUUUUAAUCCUUAGUGCGGUAUUCGAAAUAUCCUUUAUAAGAUUAAAGGAUACACAAAUUUUAUGAAGGAAAAAAAAUAAAAAGGAUAUUAAGAAAUAUCCCUGUGACUAAAAAAAUAUUAGUGGAACCAGAAAGGAUAUAAAGAUCUAUCCUUUUGGUGAACAUCCUUGUGUCAGAAGGAAACCUAGUGAAAAAAAAAAGAGGAUAUUCCUUCAGUGGAUUAUAAACUUCAAAAAAACAACAACCAUAAUAUAAAGACUGAUUAAAACUAUAUUAAACAAAAAACAAGAAAAAAUAACCAAUACAACAACAAAACAAAAUAAAAUUUAAAAUACGGGUCUAAUACAAGCAAACAACAACAAGGAGAAGUAAUAAAACAACAGCAACUAUUGGAGCAAUAUUGUAAAGAAAUAACAUUACCAACAAACCAAUAAGGAACAGUUCAUGCCGAGAACUGCACCGUGGAAGACCCUACUACUAAGAAGAAAGUAAACCUGCAAUCCUUAGCACCAACAACCAAAUUACAAAAUGAUUAACUGGAUCAUAAUAAUGGUUGCAUUUACUACAGCAACCAAGGCCCAAACCCUCGACAUACAAGACUUAUCGAACAAUAAUGGUUACAUACCGAUAAAAACAGGAGAGACCAAUACCGUAGAACACUACAUAAAAGUACUGCACAUAAUAAACACUACAGAAUUCGAACGAACUAUGGAGAUAAUUAAAACCAACAUUGACACCCUAAAGACAUCCAGUAGCGAAUCAAAAACAUUAAUCAGUACAAUAAACAAGAACUUUAUGCUACUAAAAGCGAAAAUAGAAAAUCUUAACCCACAUUUUAGAAAGAAACGGGCACUCUUAAACAUUAUAGGAAAAGGCUUAAAAAUGAUUGCAGGUACAAUGGACAGCGAUGAUGAAGAACAAAUAACUGAAGCUCUCAAAUCUCUACAUUCGAACUAAGAAAACUUAACUAACAAAAUGAACAAACUAACUUAUAUAAACAAUGUCAUGAACUCCCAAAUCCAGAACAUAACUAACCAUAUAAACUAUCAGCAAAACAUUAUCGGGGACUACUUAGUCAAAUUCAAGAAUAUUAUAGGGAAUAAAAUUUCAACCAUAGAGGACGAGAUAACAUUUAUAGAACACAUAUACCAGAUUAACAACGACAUCUCACUCCUACGGCAUCACGUAGACGACAUAGGACAGAUUAUUUUCUCCGGGAAACUGGGAAUAAUUCCCACAGAUAUUCUCACCCAAACAGAACUCGAUUUAAUCACAAGCUUUGACAGCUAUACCAAUAUAAAAGUAGCCAUAGCACGUAAUGAAGGGAACGUUAUAAUAAUUCUCUCUAUACCACAAUAUUCCCAAGAUUCACUAUCCAAGGUAACAUUCGUACCCAUUCCUGACAAAAAUAAUAAAUCCAUAAUGGUUAAUCAUUCUGAUGUUCUUAUAGAUUUAGAAAGAAAUAUUUAUAGCACGUAUAUUAAAGAUAACCUAAAAAGAAAUCUUAUAAAAAUUAAUGAUAAUUGUUUGAACAAUAUACUAAACUUUGAAGAAGCUAAUUGCAAAACGCAAACAUUAAAUACACAAGAAAUUAGCGAAAUAAUUCCAGGAGUAUUAAUCCUUAAACACUUUAACAGUACGAUAUCACAUAAUUGUAACAAAGAUAAAUUAAAAAUUUCAGGAAAUUACUUAAUCAAAUUCGAAAAUUGUGAAGUAAACACGUUAAACAAAACCUUUACGAAUUUUAAAAUAAAAAUACAAGACAAGUUUAUCCUACCUAACCUUAUAACAAAAAUUAAAGAUACCAGUAACACAACACUUGCAGACAUAAAACUUGAAAAUUUAUAUCUAAAACAAAUAGAAUACGAGGAAACACUGAAACAAGUACUAUAUACAGAUAAAAACUCAAAAAUAAUUGGCUAUAGUAUAGAUAUUUUAAUCGGUACAUCAAUAUGUAUCUUAAUUAUAUUUAUAUAUCUCUUUAAGAAUAAACAAACCUAUGUUCCAAAUGUACAAUUAAAAAACCAAACUAUUAUAAACAAUCCGGCAAAGAUAAUAUAAUUUCGUCGGAGCCUCAAACUAAGGGUGGGGGUGUUAUAGUAUCAACUACUAAUUCCCCUCAACGAUAGUGUCUCCCGUUAUUCCCUUAAUGAGAAUCGUUCCACAUUUUAUUAUUCCAAAGAAUUGUUUACCAAAAUAUUAAUAUGCAAAUCCAGCAUUUUUAUAAAAUAAAUUUCCAAAGAAUAAAUAUUCAUUAAUACUUUAUUUGUAAGAA